This is a messenger RNA of Punica granatum (pomegranate), 2700 nucleotides long. The record is from RefSeq and is a predicted model, not a curated record. NCBI's taxonomy places the organism in Eukaryota, Viridiplantae, Streptophyta, Magnoliopsida, Myrtales, Lythraceae.
UUUUCGCCCAGGCAAGCAAAGCGAAUCCUCAGCUCUUCUUCAUUGGCUCAUCUCGACUCUGUUCUUCAAAUUCAGCUGAAACCCUAACCCUAAUCCCCAAAUCCUACCUCUCUACCUCCUUAUGAGCCAAAAUCCAUACUUGCUGCAGCUCCCACUCGCAAUCGCCCGAAAACGCUGAAUCCGGUCCUCAAUUUUGGCUCCCCCAAUGGCCGUAUCCGUCUCUUCUCCGCCCCCCGGCGGGGACGGAGACGACGACUUUGCCGCCGCGUGGUAUGGCAACAUCCAGUACCUUCUCAACAUAUCGUCGAUCGGGGCCUUCUUCUGCGUCUUCAUCUUCCUAUCCCUCAAGCUCCGGAGCGACCAUCGCAUCCCUGGCCCCGCUGCCCUCGUCACCAAGCUCCUUGCCGUGUGGCAUGCCACUGGCCACGAGAUCGCCCGACACUGCGGGGCUGACGCCGCCCAGUUCCUCGUCAUCGAGGGCGGCAGCUUCGGCCUGCUCCUGCCCAUGGCCGCACUCGCAGUUUUUGUAUUGCUUCUGGUUAAUCUCUACGGAGGUAAUGCUGUCAUGACCGAUCAGUUCUCAAAAACGACGAUAACACACAUCGAGAAGGGCUCGAGCUUGCUCUGGAUCCACUUCCUGUUUGCGGUUGUUGUCAUCAUCUUAGUGCAUUUCGGUAUUAACGCCAUACAAGAGAGGCUAAAAGUUACUAGGUUUAGAGAUGGAAAUGGGAACCCUAGCUACUCUAGUGCGAACUCAACUGCCAUAUUUACGAUCAUGGUGCAGGGUUUACCAAAGAGUUUAGGAUCUGAUAACGUCGAGUUGAAAGAAUAUUUUCAGCACAAGUAUCCGGGGAAGAUUUAUCGGAUCAUCUUACCUAUGGAUUUGUGUGCUUUAGAUGAUCUAGCCUCAGAAUUAGUUAAGGUUAGGGAUGAGAUCUUUUGGUUGGUUGCUCGAAUAGACUCGAGGCUUUUGCCCGAGAAUGGUGGAGACCAGGAGUAUGGUGGUGAUCUGGUGGAGGGAAUGCGGCGUCGGUUGGUCCGUAUAUGGAGGAAAGUGAAUCAUUGCUGGGAUCGGGUCUUGGAAAGCUUUGGUUUUACCGACGAGGCAAAGCUGAGAAAAUUACAGGAACUGAGAGCGGAGUUGGAGACUGAGCUAUCGGCUUAUAAAGAGGGCCGUGCACCCGGUGCAGGCAUCGCGUUCGUGAUAUUCAAGGAUGUAUAUACAGCCAAUAAAGCAGUCCAGGAUUUCAGGAAUGAAAAGAAGCGGAGGAUGGGGAAGUUCUUCUCUGUGAUGGAGCUGCGGCUUCAGAGGAACCAGUGGAAGGUUGAGCGGGCCCCACUGGCUACAGACAUCUACUGGAACCACCUGGGACUGACGAAGUUCUCAAUGAGGCUUCGAAGAGUGAUUGUUAACACCUGCUUGUUGCUAAUGCUAGUCUUCUUCAGCUCCCCUCUCGCAGUAAUCACUGCGGUGAAGAGCGCAGGAAGAAUUAUUGAUGCAGAAGCAAUGGACAAUGCCCAGUUGUGGUUGGCUUGGGUUCAGAGCUCGAGUUGGUUUGGUUCCCUGAUCUUCCAGUUCUUGCCUAAUGUGAUCAUAUUCUUGAGUAUGUACAUAAUAAUCCCGUCGGUCCUUUCCAAUCUCUCGAAGUUCGAGCGGCACUUGACUAUGUCGGGGGAGCACCGGGCAGCCCUAAUCAAGAUGGUCUGUUUUUUCCUGGUUAACCUCAUCCUCCUCAGGGGCUUGGUUGAGUCAUCCCUAGAGAGCGCUCUCCUAAGAAUGGGCCGGUGCUAUUUGGAUGGAGAGGAUUGCAAGAAAAUUGAGCAGUACAUGAGCGCGUCAUUCCUCUCAAGAUCGUGCCUCUCCUCUCUUGCCUUCUUAAUCACCAGUACUUUCCUUGGGAUUUCCUAUGAUCUACUGGCCCCGAUACCUUGGAUCAAGAACAAGAUCAAGAAGUUUCGGAAAAAUGACAUGCUUGAGCUCGUCCCCGAACAAACGGAUGGCCGACCGCUUGAAGAGCAGCAGGAAAUCUCAAGCCUUCGCAGGCCCCUUCUGCCACAGAAUAUAUUUGACUCGCCAAGAGCAAAUGGAGCCGAGAUUCCUGGGCAGGACCUCACAGAAUACCCCUUGAACAGUGCAUCCCCUGUGCCAAAGCAGACAUUUGAUUUUGCCCAGUAUUAUGCAUUUAACUUAACAAUAUUUGCCCUCACAAUGAUAUAUUCUUCCUUCGCUCCGCUUGUGGUACCUGUUGGAGCAGCUUACUUCGGCUACAGAUAUGUGGUCGAUAAGUACAACUUCCUGUUUGUGUAUAGAGUGCGCGGGUUUCCUGCAGGUAAUGAUGGGAAGUUAAUGGACACGGUACUGAGCAUAAUGAGGUUCUGCGUGGAUCUCUACCUGCUAUCGAUGCUUCUCUACUUCUCCGUCCGAGGAGAUUCCACAAAGCUUCAGGCGAUCUUCACGCUCGGGUUGUUAGUGGUGUACAAACUUUUGCCUUCUAGUAAUGAUAACUUCCAUCCUGCUCUUUUGGAAGGUGUACAAUCUGUUGAAACUGUUGUUGAGGGGCCUAUUGACUAUGAGGUUUUCUCACAGCCCAAGUUCGACUGGGAUACAUACUACACGUAAUGUAAAUCGUCAGCUUUGUACCAUUGACUUGUCUCAUUGAUUUGCUCGUUUGAUGCCACCUUCUCUGGUCUUUGAAGAAA